Messenger RNA from Amphimedon queenslandica, 2385 nucleotides. RefSeq lists its product as uncharacterized. The coding region runs from base 9 to 2333 and encodes 774 amino acids. Gene Ontology annotation, biological process: necroptotic signaling pathway; protein phosphorylation. The record is from RefSeq and is a predicted model, not a curated record. Gene Ontology annotation, molecular function: protein kinase activity; ATP binding. The transcript is spliced from 10 exons. Lineage: Eukaryota; Metazoa; Porifera; Demospongiae; Haplosclerida; Niphatidae.
GGAGGGGCAUGUGGUUUGGCCUGCCCUGCAUAGAGGAGUCUAUAGUUGAUAUGGCAGAUACAACCAACUCACUAGGUAUUGGUGAUCUUGCCGAGAUAUUAGAUUUACUGAAGAAACAUGGAUAUUCUGGUGUUGAUUUCUACAAUCUUAGUCUCCAACUCGGCCUGCUCCCUCGCACACUUGAUGUUAUUGCUAAAAGUAACAGUGGAGAUGUUAGUAGCUGUCUAAGAGAGUCUUUGAAGGCUUGGCUGGAGCAAGCUGAUAACGUAGCUAGUAAUGGUGGCCCGACUUAUUUUACGUUAAUAAGAGGACUGAAGAAAACUGAACAGAAUGCUGUAGCUGACGGGAUUGAUGGAGAAAAACAUCCAUCUUGUGAUAUUCUUGCUCGCUACAAAUCAGACCAGUCAGUUCAGGAAUUGCUGCCUAAAAUUGCUUUAUUCUUGCACAAAGAAGGCAUCAUCAAGGAAAUAAUGCUACCAGCUACAGCGCAAGCAUUAAUGAAUGCGGUCACAGAGUCUGUCUGUGCUGAUCAUAGUAAUAUUCAAAAGUUUGCUGCUAUUUUACAGAAAUUUGUCUCAACCGUAUCAGUAGGAUAUGCAAUUGAUAAUGAAUACAAAAAGAUAUAUGAAGGUGAUAAUAUGCUAGUAUUGACUGAAGGAGACAGCAAGCUUGCGAUAUACAUGCCUCAAUCCUUUAAUGCGGAGUUUAUUGACAUGCGAAUCAAGUUUGGCCAGACUUUUCGUAAAGUUUUAAAAAUUUUAAAAACGUGCCCAUCCGCAGUCGAAGACUUGAGGGAAUUGCUUAUAUUUUCGUAUUCCGACUUUAAAGCCAGAUUAACACAGUGCCACAAUGUGUCUUGCAUUUUAGAGCUGAUCCACGAGAAAUGCUCUCUUAUUAAUAUUAGCCUGCUAGAGUCCAUCAUGAAUGAAUUAGAAGUUAUAGAAGCUGUGGCAAUAAUUAGCGAGUACAAGGCAAGCAUUGAGACAUUUCUUCAGUCUGUUUCUCUUUGCCUUUCUCUGAAUGAAAAGUUCUCCUCUUUACCUUCCCUUCGAUGUGAAACAGCUACCAUUUAUGUCGGACGAAAUGUUGACGACUGCACCCUAAAUGACAUUAUGGAAUUAGUUUCACUUGCUGCAGACCGAUUGUCUAAAAGGGUAACGUUGGUCGUUGUCAGAGAGGGUAACUCCUUUACCAUCACUUUCUCUUUUCCUGUCUUUCUCUCUGAGUCUCUUAUUGCUACUGCACUUGAUAAUAUUGACUCACUCAUUGAGAGAGGAGUAAAGAGACUGACCAUUGGAUAUGGUGUUGUAUAUGAGGCAGCCAAUGAUAGCAAUGGAAGCUCUUUAGAGAAAUGCAUAUCCUCAGUUUACAGUAAUGAUGGCACAUUGCAGCAGUUGUUGGUGUCACAGAAUAUACUGUUGUUAAAUAGUCAAGAGGAGCUGACUAGAAUUCAGAAGAAGGGUGUACAAGAAAAACAAGUAACAGAGUCUGAAGGAGGCAUAAUCCAAGCUCAAGCGUCACCUGAUGAGCAGUGGGUUAUAGAUAAAGAUGAGGUGACUUUGACAAAGGAGGAGUUGGGAAGAGGAUCGUUUUCUGUCGUUACAGUUGGUAUCUUUAGAGGUUUAAGAGUAGCUGUCAAGUCACUUUACGAUGAUGUCAUAUCAGAUGAAAAUAUAGGUCUCUUCACCAGGGAAAUGAGUAUAGUAUCACGAAUACGUCAUCCUAACCUGGUCCAGUUCAUUGGUGCAACCAAGGUGGGUAGUCCUCUCAUUGUGACUGAGCUGAUGAGCACUAACCUCCGGAAAGAGCUUCCAAGGACCUCAUUAAGGAAGCAGCAGAUUCUCAGUAUUGCUCAAGAUGUAGCUUUAGGCCUCAACUACCUUCACCUGUUUAAGCCUCAGCCCAUUAUUCACAGAAAUGUCAGCAGUCUUAAUGUAUUUCUCAAUCCUUCAACAAGUGAUGCUGAAUUCACAGCUAAACUGAGUAGCUAUGGUACAACUAUUGAUCUUGAAGGUACUGUGGGCAAUGCUGCAUAUGCUUCACCUGAGGCUCGUGAUCCUGAUCAGCAAAGUCCCGCAAUGGAUGUCUACAGUUACUCUGUUCUUCUUCUGGAAAUGACUAUCACCAGACCACCAGCAACAUCACUCUCUGAGAGAAAUCGACAAGUUCAAACUGCUAGUACUGCCUGGCCUGCAAUGAAGCCUAUCAUUGAAGAUGGUAUCGCUGUUGAUCCAAGAGCCCGUCCUACAAUGAGCAUCAUAAUGGAAAAAUUAAAAAAGAUUAUUGUUUCUCCUAGAGACUUUCCCAAACGUUCCGAUAGACCUACUAAUUAAUAUACUCAUUUUAUCAGUUUCAAAACCCUUAACAUAUUAACAUUUGCUCAUA